Messenger RNA from Fonsecaea erecta, 1275 nucleotides. RefSeq names its product chitin synthase export chaperone. The transcript has 2 exons. The record is from RefSeq and is a predicted model, not a curated record. Gene Ontology annotation, cellular component: endoplasmic reticulum membrane. Gene Ontology annotation, biological process: protein folding. Bases 1 to 1275 code for a protein of 424 amino acids. NCBI's taxonomy places the organism in Eukaryota, Fungi, Ascomycota, Eurotiomycetes, Chaetothyriales, Herpotrichiellaceae.
AUGGGCUUCGGUUCCUUCGACUCGAUCUGCAGGCAAUCUGCGCUGCCUCUCUGUUACCUCUUGGGUCCUCCCGCGGAGUUUACAUCGGCCAAGAACCCUGUCCUGUUGCCAGGAUGCAGUGCGCGAUCCAUCGAACUCGCCAACACGAUCAUUUUCCAAGCCGCCUCCGAUUUCGCCCACAUUGCCGCCCUCUUCAUGACCGCCAUCAUGAUCUUCCACGUCCGAUCUAAAUUCACGGCCGUCGGGAGGAAAGAGAUCUUGACGUUUUUUUACAUAUACAGCCUGUUGACCGUUGUCAGCCUCGUGCUGGACGCAGGCGUGAUCCAGGCCACAAGUGAGAGUGCAUAUCCUUGGUUUGUGGCGGUGCAGAAUGGUCUGGCCACGGCGUUGUGCACGAGUCUGUUGAUCAAUGGGUUCGUUGGGUUUCAGCUUUACGAGGACGGAACCACACUCUCGGUGUGGUUGUUGCGACUCGGCAGUCUCAUCAUGUUCGUCAUCAGCUUCGCUGUCAGUCUGCUCACUUUCAAGGGCUGGGCUGGCUUGUCGCCGACGAACACGACGGGCCUUUUCAUCGUGCUGUACAUCAUCAACGCCAUCUGCCUUGCGGUCUACUUUGUCAUGCAGGUCAUCCUCGUGGUCAACACUUUGCAGGACCGGUGGCCGUUGGGCGAUCUCGCGUUCGGAGCAUUUUUCUUCAUCAUUGGCCAGGUCAUCCUUUAUGUGUUUGGCAAGAGAAUCUGCGAGGGAGUCAGCCACUAUCUGGACGGCUUGUUCUUCGCCACAGUAUGCAAUCUAUUGGGAGUCAUGAUGGUGUACAAGUAUUGGGACAGCAUCACCCGAGAAGAUCUCGAGUUCAGCGUCGGCACAAAGCAAGGACAUUGGGACGUCAAAGAAGCACUUCUCGACCCUUCAAGCGAAGACUACCGAACCAGUCUUUACGGAGGGGGAAACGCCCCGACCGGCAGAGAGUCCGUUUAUGAUGCCAGCAGUAUGAGCAUGGACUAUGCGCCCCAAGUGCCCGCUCACUUCCACCAACAUCCAUCGAUUGGUGGCCACCAAUAUGGCAGCCAACAGACUCACAGCCAGAGUCAUCAAUACUCGUCAAGCCGGGAUCGGCUGUCGGCGUACGGGCAUCUAACUGAAGGACGACAGAGCUAUGGCGAUAUAAGAAGACAACUGCCGAACUAUGAAGAUUACCCAGAAUCGCAGACGCAGCGUUCAGGGUUGAGGAGUCGUGAUGGUGCGAGGGAGCGGGAGAGGGAGUACGCCUACUGA